This is a messenger RNA of Colletotrichum graminicola M1.001, 828 nucleotides long. RefSeq lists its product as uncharacterized. Gene Ontology annotation, biological process: regulation of transcription by RNA polymerase II. The record is from RefSeq and is a predicted model, not a curated record. The coding region runs from base 1 to 828 and encodes 275 amino acids. Lineage: Eukaryota; Fungi; Ascomycota; Sordariomycetes; Glomerellales; Glomerellaceae. The transcript is spliced from 2 exons. Gene Ontology annotation, cellular component: nucleus. Gene Ontology annotation, molecular function: RNA polymerase II transcription regulatory region sequence-specific DNA binding; DNA-binding transcription factor activity, RNA polymerase II-specific.
AUGGCUUUUGCCUGUGGCACAUGCUGGCGGACAUGGUCGACGCGGACGGCUCGCGAUCAGCAUGUGGCUGCCAAGUCCCAUCAGGUUCCCAAUUAUGAAUGCGAAAGCUGUGACCGCUACUUUAACAGCCAAAGAUCAGUCGAACAGCAUAUGGAUGCCCUUGGUCACUGGGCAGAUUCAGCCUCUGACGAACCCCAACACUAUUGUGAUUUCGACGCCUGCUCCGAGGUUUUCGAUAACGAAGAAGAUCUUAGACAACACGAAGUUGAGGAACAUUUCUAUUGUGAUCCUUGCGAUCGCGGAUUCCAAGAUCUGAACAGCAUUAACAUGCAUCGCAACGGCAAACAACAUCGGGGUAAGAACGCAUCUUGUCGUUUUUGCAACGCUUCAUGCGUGACGGCAGCCGGCGUUUUUCAACGUCUUGAACAGGGUGCAUAUCCGAAAGCGCCCCUGGACCGGAUGAAAGUCUACGAAGCGGUCCAGCGCAGUGAUCCAAAUAGCGUGCUGACCAAACGACUACUGGAGUGGUCUACAUCGACCAGUUUUGAGGCAACGUCGGAAUCCUGGAAUGCCGAUACCGAGACCUUCGAUUGUUUCCUCUGCGGGAGUGGGUUCGCACGUCUCGAUUCCUUGAAUCAGCACCUUCAAUCACCUAAACACCAGCAGAAACUCUACCACUGCCCGAAACAAAGUUGCCGUAAGGAAUUUGGUACAUUGGCAGCCGUUUGUAACCACUUGGAGAGCGGGAGUUGCAACUUGAUGAGCUUCGAGGCCGUCCAGGAGACUGCAAAGCGAAUAUUUGACCCUGGCCGAAUGAUCGCAUUUUAA